AUGGAGAGCUGGGGGAGAAGUUGCCACCCGGGGGCCGCUGACUCCAGAGGGCCUUUGCAGGCGAAGAACCGCAAUGAGCCCCAGCGCUGUCCUAAAGGUCCGGAUGCCUGCAAGUUUGCUCAGAAGUCCAGCAGUUCCCCUUCAGAGUCACCUUAUCUUACUGUUCUUAAUGAAUAUUUCAAUACCACGACACUAACUAUGUUAGAGAACAGGGUCAAAACAAGGACAGUGACAGCCCUGAAGGUGCUGAACAUUUAUAUCCAGGAAGCUAGGAUCCGGCGCAAGAAGCUGGUACAGGAGAGCAGGCUAUUACAGGAGGAACCAUUUCAGGAGGAAAGAGAAAGCAAAUGCCUUCUGACAUAUCUGAACAAAACAAAUGGCCAUUUUAGAAGGAAACAUGAGGAACUGUGGGAGGAUUAUGUCCAACAACUGGAGGCGAUAGGACAAAGGAGACAAGAAUUAGCAUCCAGGUUUGCCACACAAACUGCAGACCUUCAAGCACAGCUCUUCCAAAGGAAAAAAAUCCUGUAUGAUUUAAAGCAGCAGUUGCUGGCAAUGAGGGACAUCUCCCAAUUAAAGAAGACACAGGAAAUGACACUACUGGAAUUACAGAAAAAGAUAAAGAAAGUUGAAUCAGAGACAACUAUCAAGGACCAAGAAGCACAUUUCCAGUUCCUGAAGCAAAAAACAUUGCUGGAGAAACAACUAAGUGACCUGGACAAGUUGCAGAAGGGAGAGACCAAAACAAGGGAGCUUAAGAGGAAGGCCAAGGCUUGGGAGUUGAUAGUUCAGCAGGGUCAUCGUGAUGUCAGUCUUGGCUUCAGAAAAGAAAACCAGCAGCAGUUGGAGAGAUUAUAUCAGCUAUGUCAGGAAUUUAAGCAGUUAGAGGAUACCAGAAGACAGUUAAACAGGCAGAGGCAGCAUCGGAAGGAGGAAAGAUGGUAUCAAGAAGGUUUAACUAGAGGUUGGCAGCGACUGCAGGCACGGCAUAAGUAUUAUUUUAAUCACAGUGGAUGCCCCAAAGAACAGGUGCACCAAAAUCUGUCCUAA
Messenger RNA from Dipodomys spectabilis (banner-tailed kangaroo rat), 1050 nucleotides. RefSeq names its product coiled-coil domain containing 121 (gene Ccdc121). The transcript has 2 exons. Bases 1 to 1050 code for a protein of 349 amino acids. NCBI's taxonomy places the organism in Eukaryota, Metazoa, Chordata, Mammalia, Rodentia, Heteromyidae. The record is from RefSeq and is a predicted model, not a curated record.